CCCCAUAUCCACAAACUCAAACCUCCAUUACUCUACUCUCCCAAGCUCACUCACUCUCUCUCUCUGUUUCUUGCUCUCCUCUGAACAACUGGUUUUGGCACAACCAUAAUGGCAAUGGCUUCCGCAACAGCAACACUGUCAUUCAAAACCCCAUCUCUUUCUCUCUCUCCUCCCUCAACUCGAUGCUCUGCAGCUCAAGGCAUUUCUCUUACGCAUUUCAACAAACAGCUUAAGAGCACUCUCAACCUUAGCUCUUCCAGCAGCAUUUCAUCUUCUAAGGUUCAACCUAUUGUUCUUAAGAAUAAGAGAAUCUCCACCGUCGAUUCUUCUGUCUCUACUUCUUCUCCUUCUUUCACUGUUUUCGCUGCUAAAGGGUACAAGAUGAAGACCCACAAGGCCUCAGCAAAGAGAUUUAGGGUAACUGGAAAGGGGAAGAUUGUGAGGAGGAGAGCUGGGAAGCAGCACCUUCUCGCCAAGAAGAACACUAAGAGGAAGAAUCGUCUCUCCAAAUUGAUUCAAGUUGAUAGGAGUGAUUAUGACAAUGUGAUCGGCGCAUUGCCCUACCUGAAAGUAAACAGGAAAGUAUAAUGGAAGCAACAUUUCCAUCAAAGACUCAGCAAAGUUUCUCUCCCUCUUGUAAUUUCGAAUCAUGUUUAGCAAUUAUGCUGUUAAUUCUAGCUAAUCGAUCAUUUACAUCCAAGAUUUUGUUAGUUCUUCUCUUUCAGCAUGUUCAUGUAACCAAAUGAUUAUUUCUGGAGCAAGUUCUUUUGUGGCUUAGUACAAUAUUGCUUAUGCUUGAAAGUUGUAACCAAAUGAAUCAAAGUCCAACAGAUAUGUGAAGCAGCUUUUACUGUAA
Spinacia oleracea (spinach) is the source of this 856-nucleotide messenger RNA. Lineage: Eukaryota; Viridiplantae; Streptophyta; Magnoliopsida; Caryophyllales; Amaranthaceae. The record is from RefSeq and is a predicted model, not a curated record.